AUGCAGAUCGGUGAGCGUCGUGGGUUCCCAGGAAUACUAGGGAGCAUAGAUUGUAUGCAUUGGCAUUGGGAAAAAUGCCCUUAUGCAUGGAAGGGUAUGUAUACCCGCGGCGAUCAUGGUGUUCCUACUAUCAUUCUAGAGGCAGUUGCUUCGCAUGAUCGUUGGAUAUGGCACGCCUUCUUUGGUGUCGCUGGAUCCAACAAUGAUAUUAACGUGCUUAACCAGUCACAUUUGUUUGUCGAGCAACUGAGAGGAGAGUCUCCUAAGGUGCAGUACGUUAUCAAUGGAAGAGAAUAUGAUAUGGCCUAUUACCUAGCUGAUGGCAUAUAUCCAGAGUGGCCUGUUUUUGUAAAGUCUAUACGUGAACCACAAUCAGACAAGCAUAGAUUGUUUGCACAGAAGCAAGAAGGGGCAAGGAAGGAUGUAGAAUGUGCUUUUGGCAUUUUGCAGUCUCGAUUUUGUAUUUUGCGUCGGCCAGCACGUUUGUAUGAGCAAGGUGACCUUGAGAAUGUCAUGCUUGCUUGUAUCAUUCUCCACAACAUGAUCAUUGAAGACGAGAAGGAUGUAGAGGAGGUUCUACUUGAUUUGAAUGAGGAGGGCAGCACAUAUACGGUCACUGGUGCUACAAUCUCUCAUGGACAAAAUCCAGAGAUGGAAGAAGUACUUAACAGAAAUAAUGCCUUACAUAAUCGUGAGUCGUACAAGCAACUUCAGACUGAUUUGAUUGAUCAUAUUUGGGAAAAGUUUGGUGAUUCAUAUAGGCAAAAUAAUUAG
Sorghum bicolor (sorghum) is the source of this 774-nucleotide messenger RNA. RefSeq lists its product as uncharacterized. The coding region runs from base 1 to 774 and encodes 257 amino acids. NCBI's taxonomy places the organism in Eukaryota, Viridiplantae, Streptophyta, Magnoliopsida, Poales, Poaceae. The record is from RefSeq and is a predicted model, not a curated record. The transcript has a single exon.